UCUCUGCAACCCCCCGCAGGAUACAGACACAAUGGAUCCCUUUUCCUAUUGUGAUAUCAGCUCGGUAUUUCUCACCAAAACAAUAGACAAAAUCAUUUCACCCAUGGCCGUCCAACUUUGCCAUUUGAUCAUUUCUUUUGAAUGUAACGGAGCCGAAUUUGCUGAGAAGAAUGUGGAUUUUGAGAACACCGCUAAAGACUUGUCCAGAGCUAUGGAACAUUUUGCUUACACAGCCACCAGACUAGGUGAAGAAUGUGAUGACGGGAUUCUAAGAAAAGAGCUGGACAUAGCAUCUAAAUCAAUGCUGAUUUUUGGGAAGAAUAUCUUAUUGGCAACACAGAAACUGAACAUUCAGCCAAAUUUUCAGAAGCACCAAGAAGACUUAAUAAUUUCUGCACAGAAUGUUCUACUAGGAACCCUAAAGGUAUGUACCAAAACAGAUGCUUCUCUAUUUCCCUUCAUAAAGCUAGAUGUUCAACAGGAUUGGAUGCAUAAACUGAGGGGUAUAUUUAGUAGCGUUAGAGAUAUUCUCCUUUGACUCAAUUAUGACUAAAGCAUCCAAGGUAGUCAGAAAUUCAAAACAGUGAGCACACCAGUAUAAUGUUUGUUAAAUAUUUUGAUCAGUGGAUUUAAUGAAGAACAUCUUGUGUUGUAUUAGCAAAUUAUUUUAUAAUGUAAGCCUUUAUGAACCUCAUGCAAUUAAUCAUAAGAUUUUUUAAUUUCAGUGAGUGGGGUUAAGACUAUGGAAAAUUGUGAAUGUGGCUCUAGGGCUCUAGGAGAAUUUAAUAUACAUUUGCAAGGGGGCAGUGAAAGCUUUUGAGAUAACAGGUUUAGCAUUUGCUCCUAAGUGUGGGUUGUGAGGGACCUACAUGUCCCACAUUCCAUACACAAUAGUUACUGCUCUGUAUGUUCUUUCAAUAGAUACUCCAGUUAGAAGAUGACGCAGCAGUAAGACAGAUCCUUCAAGCUACAGACUGGCUUCUGGAUUGCUUAGCAUUUCUACAAGCAGCUGACAACAUGUCACAUCUGCUGAUUUCUUUCCGGGAAUUUGCAGAAGCAUUGCUCUUGGUUAAUACUUUGACAGAAAGAAGAAUUCUUGAGCUCAAGCAUUCCCUACAUCAGGAACAUUUAUCUUCAACACUUCAGAAUCUUAAAAAAUGUGUACCAAUGUUAUACACAGCAAUACAGAGCGAUAUGAUGCAUCCACAGAAUGAGCAAAUCAUUGCUUCAAGAUUGUAUAUAUUUGACUUAGCUGUAAAAACAGUACAAGAACUGAGGCUUAUGCUGACCAACGGGACAAUCAAACAAGAGCAGCUAAAGGCAGAGGGAACAUUUUCUCGGCAGAUGUCCAAUUUACUUCAGAUACUAAACAAUCCAAAUCCUACUCAUUUACACAACUCUGACUUGGACUUUCUUGUUGGGGGCAUCAUUUUCUACUCUAUGUUUGUAGCCGAUUGUUCAAGACCAGUUAUAAAAUUAAGGCUAGUCAAACAUUGUCAACAACUUUUGGAGCUUCGAAAAGAUGUAUCUGAUCAGUUAAACGACUGCCUACCUGAAGGACUAUGCCCAAGAACAAUGCAACGCAAAUUAGAGCAGAUAUCCAACAAAAUGAAAGUAGAGAUGGUCAAUCUAAAUCAGACUUUGGUCUCUGCAAUUUUCUGUCAGUUUCUAGAUGCUUUCACUGGUUCUCAUGAUCCGUUAAAAAGGCUGCUAAAAUCUAUAAUGAAGAACAAUAAAAAGUCUGGCUUUCAAUCUCAGAGCCUCUUUGGUUCAAAAACCCUCCCACUUCUUCUCCAGACUUUUCAAAACCACACUGACAAGUUAUUAAAAAUAGCAGGUCUUGUUUUAGCAAAAUGUCCUAAUGAUAGCAUCAUUAAAGAAAUACAAAAUUCCACAAAUAUUUUGUGCACAGUACGUGAUGCAGUUAUUUGUUUUAUUCUAGACAACAAAAUUAAUUAUGAAACGAAAUUCUUUGAAAAGGCUCAGUCCAUAUAUCAAAGAUGGACUCAGGCUACGGAAAGCUUACUGGCCAGUCUUGAUGGGAUUGUGACUGUACACAAAUUCCUAGAUCUGUGUAUACAUGAGAUAGAGGACAAGAUACACGGCUGUGAAAAGUCAUUUAGGAGGAAAGAAUCGGAAGCCUUUCGCAAUCAGGCUGAUGACAUCUGCAGUCUUACAAAACAUAUUGUGCAGUUUACUAAUCGAUACAUUGAUCAAAGCAAGGAUCCAGUUUUUAGAAAUGGCUUGAGAGUUUUUGUACGCCAGUUGGAAUUCUCUAUGCUGGAAACAAAGAAAUCAAUAAAUAAGUGUACAGAAGAGAUUUCGUGUGCAAAGUCUCAGAAGGUGUUCGCAGACAAAAUGAAACAUUUGCUUGACAACAUCUACAAAGUGCAAGAGGGAGUCGAUGGUUCUAAACAUCCAGACUUACUUUGUCCCUUAAGAACUGAAGUUCAUCCAGUUACUGAGAAACCAAAAAGUAUUAUUUUCAGUGAAGCUCAGGAUCUGCAAGAAGACAUAGCUGAAACUGAUAAUGAAUGCAAUGGCUCUUCCCCUUUCUAUGAAAGCUAUUUAAGCAAGCCUCUUCCUUUAAGGGUUCCAUCAAAACAUGCAAAGCAGAAUAAGUUAGACUCUGUUAACAAAUUACUUUUAAGUGUACAGCCUGAAAUAAAUGAACUUAUAUCAGCAAUAAAGAAAAAUGAUCUUGAAAAGAUUUCAAACUAUUGUUGUUCUUUAAAUGAAAUGGCAAACUCUCAUAUUGAAUUAGCCAAGGUGGCAAUUCCUUUUGUGGAUCCGCUUGUGUCCACAACUUUAAUAAAGUACAAAGACAUUGAAACCCUUAUUCCAUACUUUGCUCAGUUUAACCAAGAAGUAAUUGCCAAGGGGGAUUUAAGCAUGGAUAAACUUAUCCAGACAGCUAUUUUUGUUUCACAUCAUUUGGAAGAAAUAAAAAAUUGUCUUAUAGUAUCAGCAAAUUAUUGGUAUACAUUUUCUAGUCAAUUAUUUUGCUCAUCAGCAAAGGUGGAUAUUCCUUGCAAUAUGGAGAUCUUUAGCAGAACUAUGCAGAGUUUGGCUUCAAUAGUCCAGUUAAUAAACCAAAUUUUGAACAUUGGUCAGGGGGAUCACACAAGAGGUGCAGUUUCUGGAAAACACGAACAUGUUGCUAAAAUUCAGGUUCAAAUGACGAAGGCCCAAAUAAGGUCAAACCAACUCCUUUGUAAAGCAAGGUUUCUAUCAGAUAAAAGUAAUCUGGAACAUAGCUGCCUUGAGUGGUCCAUUACUGUUCAACAUUUACUCAAACACGUUGAUGAUUUCAUACAGUUUGAUAGCUUAUUUAUGUCUGAACCUAGAGGUUUAACAAAGAAAAAUAUUUCUGGUAGUAAGACCUUCAUACAGCUUUGUGAAACAUCCUUGUGGCUUGAGGAAGCUGCAGCAUUGUUUAUUAAUACAUGCAUGGAAGGGAAUGCAAAGAAUAAUAUUGGUUCUCUAAAGGAAGCCCUGGGAUCACUGAGAGAGUCUAUCCUAAAAAUAAGAGAUGACCUUAAUAGUUCUACUAAUCCUGCUGCGUGCUUGUUGGUGGACUAUGCACUCAUUCAGAGAGAGGUGGCUAUGAAGAUGCAAUUACUCGCCUAUCACAUAAGAAACAACUACAAGAGAAAAUGUGGCUCAGUGCAAAGUUUAGUGGACUUUGUUGUAUCAGCUGCUAGCAUACAGGGUAAUGAAGAUAAAGUUACAACAGUAACAUUUGCACAGGAUUCCCGUCUACUGGUUGAAAAUAUGAAACUAGUAAAAGAAUCUGUAAAAACUGCUCUUCAUGCAAAAAGCGAAGAAUCCACUUUUUUGGUAGAACAUUUGACAUUUCUUACGUCUGAUAUAGUAACGAGAGCUGGGGAACUUCUGGAACAUCGACAGCAGUGGGAAAGUUUUAGGCUAGAGGUCAUGUCAUUGAACUGGACGGCGAAGGCUCAGCAAUUAAUUUUACAACUUCAGUCUGAUGCACAACUUGAUGCUGCAACUGUAACAUUUGUCAGGCAAUGCUUGCAAAUCAAUUCAGAGCCAGAAUAUCCAGUGGCCAGCAUGUUAACUUCACUUAAAAAUGAAAAACAAAACUGCGCAUCUGUAAUUUCAGCAAAUACUGACAUAAUGACUCCACCGGCAGUUUUGGAGGAAAGUGGAAAAGCUUCCAGCAAUAAAGCCAGCAAUAUUAAUUGGGGACUGAUCAAUACACUUUAUGAGGAAACUACAGUUUGUGGCAAAACGAAUGACUAUAUUUUGUCUAUUAUGGACGAAAAGAAUAUAACCACUGAGGCAGGGCUUAAAGGAACCCAGUAUAAUGAAGCCAAAACAAAAAACCUGAUUCAAGAGAAGGUAAAAGAUUCAAAAGUCUUUAAGGUCCAACAGGAAAAUGACAAUGAAAAACCAUUUCAGGCAUCCAGUAGUCAAAAAGAGCAAACGGUCAAUAAGAAAUCUGAAAAAUAUGUUACGGAGGGACAGCAGUGUGAAGUUGAUAAAGAACAGAGUCAGAAUAUACCUGUUGUAGUUGAUGGGGAGCAACAGUAUUCUGCAAAUGACAAACUCUGUGUAGCGCCAAAGCAAUGUCAAGAAACUGUAGAUAAUAAGAUGAUGGAAGCCUCCCCGUGCGAUGAGCAACCUAUAAAAGUUCCCAAAAAAUUGCAAAACACAGCAGCCAAUGAGAUAUUUCCAGAGAGUAGAGAUGAAAACCCCCAGGAUCAAUUCCAUGAGAGCAAAACAAAAAUGAAUGACAUAAAGUCAGAGAGUGUGAAAAGGAAACCACAAGUUGCAUGCAGCGAGCGGAUAAAAAUCCCUGCUAUUCUAGCACCAAAGAAGUGGCAAGGAUCAACAGCCAAUACAAUAUUGCCAGAGACUGACAAUAAGAGACUGCAACCUAAAUGCAAUGAGCAGAAGAUAAAAAUGACUAUCAAUGCUGCAGAUCAGAAAAGCCAAGGAUCAGUAGAAAAUAAAAUAUUAUUAGAGCCCGGCACAGGGCAGAAAAUAAAAUCCUCUGCUACUCUGAAACCAAAACAGAUUAACUUCACGCUGCACCCUGAAUUCCAGUUGAGAGGGAAGCUGCGCAGAGUCGAUAAAUCUCCUGUUACCGAAGAUGUUCAGACAUGGGAGGGUGAGAACAAUACAGUUGUAAAAGUAACUAGAGAAAUGGCAACACAAAUGUCUCACAUGACACUAUAUCUAACCAGGAGAGGCCCAAUAAAGGUAUUGCUCUUGCUUGUCGACAAGAUAAGCUACAAAGUUGGUUCUGAUCUAGAAACUUGUGAGUCUUCAUAAUGGGAAUUGUAUCACUAAGGAGGAGUAAAUGGAUAUAUACUGGAAAUACUCAAGUAAAAACUUGGAACUGCUGCUAUUAUUAUUAGUAGUAGUAUUAUUAUUAUUAAUAAUAAUAUAAUAAUAACAAUAAUGAACUAAUAUUUUUUAUUACAAUUGUUUAUAUAUUUCACAAUUUAUUUCUGAGUUUCUCAACCCAUCAUAUUUUUCCCAAUGAUGAUUUCAUUUGCUGACUAUUUUUAUCUCUUCUGAUUGGCUGAUUGCAGCCUGAAUCAGUAAUUUCUAACGCACCACUAGAAAUUACUGAUGUCACUAAUAAUCCGCUGAUAUCUAAAAAAAAGAAUUGUUAAUCAUCCUCUGUAGUUUGGGUUUAUUUCAACAACAGCUCCUCUAAGGCAGGCUGAGAUGGCAGACAUGUAGGGCUUCUGCUUAAGGAAGUUUAUUCUGAACUUCCAUUUAAAUAAUAGUAGUUAUUAAAAGUGCCCAGCUGAUGCUAAUGAAAAAUGUGAUUUCGGGCCUCUUCUUUUAAAAUUUUCAUAGUUACCCUUAAGUUGUUACAAACUCAAACACCCACUGACAACCAAAAGGGUGCUGGAAGCUGUAGUAUAAGGAAACCUGUAUGUAUCUUAAGCAAUGGAACAUUUGCCUUGUAUACCUUAUUUGUGCUUCCACAUAUACAUGGGCAAAUGCAUCACUUGGGCACUGUCAUCCCAUAUCACUUGAGUCUUGAUAUUAUUUGUCCAAAUGAUUCUCCUUCCAAGCUUUGCUCUUUAGUGUUUUUCAGUGGGAGCUGCUGGUGGGUAAGGGACAGGCAUCACUAUUGCUCAUUGGCCAAGCCUGAGGCUUUAACCUUCAACAUUUCUUUCCCUAUAAACUCUCUGACCCAGAUAUCAAUUCAUAUUCAAGGUCGGAUUCUAUUCCCACUUCAGCCUCUUGCUGUGGAUCUAAUUCCUGUAUUGAGCUUGCUCCAGGCCUGGACUGGGAGUCAACAUAGGCCCUGCCAUUCCAAGUAU
Xenopus laevis (African clawed frog) is the source of this 6311-nucleotide messenger RNA. RefSeq lists its product as uncharacterized. The coding region runs from base 1018 to 5301 and encodes 1427 amino acids. Lineage: Eukaryota; Metazoa; Chordata; Amphibia; Anura; Pipidae. The transcript is spliced from 3 exons. The record is from RefSeq and is a predicted model, not a curated record.